UUCGAGGGGCCGUUUAGGUGGGUGGGAAAACGAACCGUGUGUGGUGGUUUCUGAGGAAAGCGGCGGGAGUGGCUGCCUGGCCCUACUCCGGAGAACUACCCGCGACCUGCCGCCUCAUCCCGUGGCGGGCGCUUGACGAGCGGCGUCGUGGUUGGCGUGUGGUGGGCAGAGGCCAGCAGCGCUGCCUGAGGGGAGGGCGGGCCAGCGAAUUCCCGCCGCAAGUGUCCGCUGCGAGGCGCCCCUCGGGUCUACGGGGAGCCGGAGCUGCGAACCCCGCCUCUGGCGUGUUCCGUACAGCGAGUUGGCUCUCCUGUGAAAAAAUUCUUCUUUUUUUCUUUAUUAUUGGGGGGCAAAUUGAUAAAUGUAAACCGGCAUCACUUUCUAGGUUUCACCUUGCUGUUGGUGAAGGACUUUCACUGCGCGGGGCAGUACACACGCCAAGGAGGGACAUAUUCAGAUAUUUAUUUUACAGGGCACGCCCUUUUGAGAAGUCUAGGUGUCUGGAUCCCCGCAGAUUCAAAGACCUACUGCAGAACCAGGAGUAAACAGUUAUGAAGGCGCCCACCCUUGCCCCUAGUCUCAGUCAUGCAACGACGUUCAGCAGCUGCCUAAGUGUCUCUUAGGGCUCUACCAGGAGGCGGCUGUGGCCUGAAAACGUCUCUUACCCUCUGUCUUGCUCCAUCCACAUUUUUCUGUGAGAAUGUUAUAUUUAAAAAGUUGUUACUGAAUAUACAUGUGUAUUUUCAUUUUAUAUUCAUGUGUAUAUUUCAUAUACACAUGAAUAUGCACAUGUCUAUAUUCAUGUGUAUAUUCACUUAUUUUUAUUUUCUUUACAUAGUAUCCAAGAUGAAUGACAGCCUCUUUGUCAGUCUGGACAGACUUUUGUUAGAAUUUGUUUUCCAGUAUGAGCAAGAUAUAAGUACUAAAGAAGACAUGAUUCAAAGAAUUAAUAAAUGCUUUGAAGACAUAAAAGAAAACAAAUCAACUAUUUGUAAGAUACAUGAAAGUAUAAAUACAACAGAUGAGGAAAUUGCUCAUUACUGUAAACAUAGUAAUGAAAUCAAAGACAACUGUAGUAACUGGAAGCCAACAUGUGAUGUUUUUCAUAAACAUGAAGAUUAUAUGCAGGACCAAUUUACUAUUUAUCAAGAAACCAUUGAAAAAGACAAAAAAAUGUAUCAUGAUUAUGUAUGUCAGUAUAAAGAAGUUUUGAAGCAAUACCAACUAAAAUAUUCAGAAACACCCUUUUCACGUGAAUAUUAUGAGAAGAAAAGAGAACAUGAAGAAAUUCAAAACAGAGUGUUGGCAUGUUCUGAACAACUAAAAAUGAAUGAAACUAUUCUUAUGGAAUUUCUAGUGCCUGCACCCUUUCCAUCACUUACCAAGUGGACAUUACACAUAGUUAAUCUGAGAUGUAAAACACAAGAUAUCCUGAAACAUGCCAACAGUUUUACCAAAAGUUCAUCUGAAUUGAAGAAAGAAGCAGAUGAAGCAGAAAUGGAAAUUAAUUCAUUAAACAAGCUGAUUGCAAGACUUUAUGAAACCAAGAAUCUUUCAGAAACUCUUGAAGAAAAGAAAAAAAGUACAGAAAAGAGAAAGGAAUUGAAAGAAAGGUAUAGAAUUUUUGAAAAAGAUGAGCAUAUGCUUGUAUUGAAUAAAAUCCCUCAAAGUACUCAAUUAUUUCUUCCUUAUGAACCUCAUAUAUUAGUAAGACCAAAAAAGAUGCAUUCUUCAGAACCAAGAGUUACAGAUAAAAAAGAAGAAAGUUCUAUGCAGCAGUCAAAGCUUGCCAAUAUUGACUUCAGACAAAAGGAAAAAGACCCACAAGUAUUUAAUGAUUCUGGUGUGAAUAACAAUUCAAAAUGUUCACAUGUUACUGCUAUUAAAAGUUCACAAAAUUUUAUGCAGUUCAGAUUGUUAACUCCUCAGAAACGAUCCAACAACAAUCAGUGGUUUGAAAAAAGACAAACAGAUGCUGAGUGUGGAGAAAAAGGGACAGUAAGACAAUUAAGAGAAUCAAAAUGCACUUCACAAUCUAUACAUACAGAACAUUUUGGAAUGUCAAUAGAAGAUAAUAGUGAUGAAGUAGAAGAAAGGCCUGAGAAUUUUCCACCAACUCCUGAAAUUCCUAUAUUUUUAAAAACUCCUGAAGCUAUGAAUACACAUGAAUCUUUGGAGAAAAUGCAGUUUCCUAAAGCUCCCUCAUUUGAAAUGUCUUCCUCCCCAUUUUUCCUGCAGCGUUUAUCUGAAGAUGAUAUAGAUCCUGAGUACUUACCCAGCGCAAUACUAUAUAGAUUUAAAAUUUUCCAAAGGGUUAAAUUUUGUGGAGAAAUUUAAAAUGUUAAAGAGCUACUGCCAUAUUUGGAAGAUUGUGGGCUUAUCAUUGAAUAAUGUUCCAGCAGUCAUUUUCCCACAUGUUAUAGUGUCUGAAGCAAGAAUUGCCAUUCUGCUUAGUAAGCUAGUUAGGCAUAAAUAUCUCUAACAUGAAUAUUUAUCUUUGAAAACUAUAGAUAUAUGGUUUGCAUUCAAGAAAAUAGUGCUACCUUUAAACAUUUUCUUUAGUUCAGUCUCUUCCUUAAUACUGAUCCCUGAGGUUUUUCCAAAAUAUGUUAGAUAGAUUUCACUUUAUCAGGGAUAUCUCACCUAUAUCCUACUUCUGUAUUUUAAAUUGUUAGAAUAAGUUUUAUAUAUGAAUACUAUGCUGUUGACUCAAGCACAGCAUGUUUAAAGUGAAACUCAACUUCAAAUCUUAGAAUUAUUAAGGAAUAUCAGAUUAUAUGCUAAAACUUCUCUCCAUGGAUGAGAAAAUUAUGAUCUGUAAAGUUAAAUGACUCAUUCAUGGUCAUAGAGAUAGUUUAUGGAAGUAUUGUUACACUUCAUACACACACACACACACACACACACACACACACACACACGUGUUUUUUCUUUUUUGGUAUUUGGAAUUGUCUCCAAGGCCUUGUGAAUACUAAGUACUUAAUCUUCUGUUGAGCUAUUCCUCUGGCCCCUAUUAUAUUUUAAAAACACUUAUGUAGCACUAUCUGUGAGCCACUGUUAUAAGCACUUUAGACCAUUUAAUAUUGAUUAUUUAAUAUUCACAACAAUCUUAUACAUUUUAGGUACAUUAUUAUCAUUAUUUUAUAAAUGAGAAAACAUAAUUAUAGGUAAUACAAGUAAUCAAUGUUAGAGUUGAGAUUUUAAACCCAGGUAGUUCUGGUUUUAGAAUCCAUUCUCCUAACCAAUGUGUUACACAUUGUAUUGUCUAUUUUUUCCCGAUCAUUUUACUGUUUAACUCCCUGAUAUGACACUUAGUAAUGGCUGCCUUUUAAUCCAGACAUAGCUUGUUAGGGCUGGGGCUGGGGCUGGGGCUCAGCAGUAAUGCACUUGCCUGGUAUGUGUGAGACACUGGGUUCAAUUCUCAGCACUGCAGAUAAAUAAAUAAAGUAAAGGUCUAUCAAAAACUAAAAUAUAUAUAUAUAUUUAAAAACAAAAUAGACACAGCUUGUUACUGACUUUCAAGAUCUUGAAGACCAUGUUGGGGUUAAGAGCUUGGACUUUGAAUCUGAAGUGCUGAAUUCAAUUCUCAACUCUACUGUAUUUUUUUGAGCAAAUCAUUUAUAUUUUCUACGCUUAAAAAUCCUUUACUGUAAAAUUAAAGUGACUGAAAUAAUAUCUGUAUUAUAGAGUUAUUAUGAGGAAUAAGUUAUGCUUAUGGAAGUACCUAGAAGAGUGCCUGACAGUAUAUUCUGAGUAGAUAUUCAUAAUAAUUAUCCCAAAGUUGAUUUUCCAUAUUAGUCUCCUCCCAAACCAUCUUUUCUUUAUAGGUUGCUUCAAUAACUACUUCCUACCUUCCCUUCUAUGCUAAUUUUUACCCCCAUGACAUUGCUUGUGGUCAAUCUUCAGUGUUUGGUGAUAGAUUUUUAACAUUUUGAUGAUUUUUUAAAAAUCUCUUUGUAACAGAAAUGCAGUACCUGAAGGUCAAACACAAAAAGAGUCCUCUGGAUUUUCAUUUCUUACAAGUUAUACUUCUAGAUCACCUAGAUUGAAUUUAUUUGAUUCUUCUGUAUUUGAUUCAGAAAUUUCAUCA
Messenger RNA from Marmota monax (woodchuck), 4087 nucleotides. It is a transcript of the gene CUNH14orf39, whose product is annotated as chromosome unknown C14orf39 homolog. Gene Ontology annotation, cellular component: central element. The transcript is spliced from 15 exons. Gene Ontology annotation, biological process: meiotic DNA double-strand break processing involved in reciprocal meiotic recombination; homologous chromosome pairing at meiosis; spermatogenesis. The record is from RefSeq and is a predicted model, not a curated record. Bases 757 to 2337 code for a protein of 526 amino acids. NCBI's taxonomy places the organism in Eukaryota, Metazoa, Chordata, Mammalia, Rodentia, Sciuridae.